Molecule: messenger RNA, 3358 nt
Organism: Sphaerodactylus townsendi
Lineage: Eukaryota; Metazoa; Chordata; Lepidosauria; Squamata; Sphaerodactylidae
Gene: KCNF1
Product: potassium voltage-gated channel modifier subfamily F member 1
Exons: 1
Coding region: 570-2033 (487 amino acids)
Biological process (GO): potassium ion transmembrane transport; protein homooligomerization
Cellular component (GO): voltage-gated potassium channel complex; membrane
Molecular function (GO): voltage-gated potassium channel activity
Source: RefSeq, a predicted model, not a curated record
UCAGGUCGCUGUGAGAACGAGCCGGUGCAAAACAUGAGAAGAUCUUUGUAUUCAAAGGAGCUCCACAGAUUUCCCUGGUCAGCUUCUGAAUCCAAGACAUCACACCAAGCGUCUAGACAGGACUACCCUUCUUUCUGCCUCAAAACGGUCGGUUAAUUCACUUUUCAUGAUUCAAAGGAUAUAUUGAGAGUCCAAGAAUCUCUCGCAGCGAAUAAAGACCAGGAAAAGAGAGAACUGGAAAACAAUUGGAAGUGCUGGGGUGAGUUUUUUAAGUACCUCCCCCCCUUUUUUUUGGCUUGGUCCAACAGCUUUCCUGUCAAACAGCCUUUCUCUUGCUUUUGAACAGCCAGAUGCCUCAUCUCUUCCUUGCAGCUUGUGGCAUAGUUCUUAUGGUUUGACAGCUUGCAGGUUUGCCUCUGUGAUCCUUCCCUAGCCCUGCUCAGUUUUCUCAGUUAAGAUUUGUAAACGUACAGCCGACUGGAUUCUCAGUUGCUCCUGCAAAGCUGCUUCAAUACAAAUUCUGUGCGUGUGAGAGAGGUUGUCAGAAAUAAGGUUGCAAUAAAAUCAAAAUGGCAGAGGACAUUAGUUUCCAAGAUGUGGACAGUGAUACGUCAGAAAACAGUGAAGAAAUAGAGAUUAUAGUCAACGUUGGAGGGGUACGGCAGAUGCUGUACAGCGAUCAUCUAAGCCAGUACCCGAAUACAAGACUGGCAAAGCUUAUGAACUGCUUGCCAGGGGGAUACGACACUAUUUUCUCUCUUUGUGAUGACUAUGAUCCUAGGAAAAGAGAGUUUUACUUUGACAGAGAUCCUGACGCUUUCAAAUGCAUUGUUGAGGUGUAUUACUUCGGGGAGGUUCACAUGAAGAAAGGAAUCUGUCCGAUUUGUUUCAAGAAUGAAAUGGAAUUUUGGAAUGUGGAUCUUACAUUUUUGGAUGACUGCUGCACAGCUCAACUUAGCGAAAAAAAGGAAGAACUUGAAGAGAUAGCCCGCAGGGUCCAGUUGAUUCUGGAUGACUUGGGAGCGGACAGCUCUGAAAGCAGCUGGAAAAAAUGUCAAAAAUAUAUUUGGAAAUUAAUGGAAAAGCCGGAAUCUUCUUACCCAGCCCGAGUCAUAGCCAUCCUGUCUUUUCUGUUCAUCCUAGUCUCCUCAGUAGUGAUGUGCGUGGGGACCAUCCCAGAACUGCAGGUGUUGGACUCUGAAGGAAAAGCCGUGGAACAUCCAGUCCUGGAUAAGAUUGAAACAGCCUGUAUAGGAUGGUUUACUCUUGAGUAUAUCCUCAGACUCAGUUCCUCGCCUAAUAAAUUGCACUUUGUUCUUUCUUUCAUGAACAUCAUCGACAUUUUUGCAAUACUUCCUUUCUAUGUUAGCCUGAUAUUGACUCACUUGGGUGCCAGAUUGAUGGAGUUAACCAAUGUUCAGCAAGCCAUCCAGGCACUCCGAAUUAUGAGGAUUGCACGGAUUUUCAAACUAGCUCGCCAUUCCUCGGGUCUACAAACUUUAACCUAUGCUCUUAAGAGGAGCUUUAAGGAACUCGGGCUUCUACUAAUGUAUUUAGCUGUUGGGAUUUUUGUGUUUUCUGCCCUUGGUUAUACAAUGGAGCAAAAUCACCCAGAGACUUUGUUUAAGAGCAUCCCUCAGUCCUUCUGGUGGGCAAUAAUAACUAUGACUACUGUGGGGUACGGGGACAUCUAUCCAAAGACAACUCUGGGAAAACUCAAUGCUGCUAUCAGUUUCCUCUGUGGGGUAAUAGCCAUAGCACUGCCAAUCCACCCCAUCAUCAACAACUUCGUUAGAUAUUAUAACAAGCAGAGAGUUUUAGAGACAGCGGCCAAACAUGAACUGGAACUGAUGGAACUAAAUGCUGGUGAAAGGAAAGGUGGAAGCCCGAAAGGUGAACCAUCAUAUCUUUCCAGAAAAAGAAAAGGAGAUCCUCGUGGGAGCGGCCGACUCAAAAUCUCUUACAGCGACACAUUUAUUCACCUCCUGUCAGAUGAUAAACACCAUCGAAACAGACUUCAGAGUUGUAAGUAGCCUCCAGGAGUCUGCCUCUAUUCAACAAAAGCCUGGAAUAAGAAUGGAACUCUUAUACUGAAAAGAUUAAAGGGACUCUUUUGAGAUCAACUUCUCUUACCCAUCACUCCCCUGUCCCUUCACACUGGCAUCUUCAUCUCAGUUUGGUAAGAUACAGCUUAUAAAACCUGAUAGAAAACAUGCACACAUAACAAUGUAUUGUCAAAUAAUAAUAUAUGUGUCUGGCUGCCAAACUCUUUGUAACCAUUUCAGAGGCUAAAGACAGCAUAUCAGUUAAUAACUGCAUCAUGAGUUGGACAUGAAGCCUUAUGAAUUCACAAAAAUGUAUGUAUAUUAAAAGAAAAAAAAUCAUAUAACCGAAAGAGUUCAUGAUGUCGACAUGGUCAAAUGUCUGUUUAAGUUGGAAAGCAUUGCUUAAAUUAAACCAAACUUGUAACUUCUAAAACCUCUGUGUAUCUGGCAUGUUGGUUUAUAAAAGAUAUCCUCAGAAAGGUCUGGUGCUCCUGAGAUGAAAGAAAGGUAAAGGAAUCACUACUUUUAGACAUCUGGUAUGAAAAGUAAAGAAAUAUCUAUCUUCUAAUCUGCUUCUAUCUUGAAUAGAGAAAAAUAUAUUGUUCCAGACAUAUGUAUUGAAAAAGCACUGAGUUACUGUGUGACUGAUACUAAUAGUAAGGCAGAUAAAGUGGUCUUCAGAUGUUGGGUAAGAUUUUGUCUUGAGUGACUUUCCUAAUAUGCUGUAUGGAAGCAAGCAAUUGCAUUUCAAAAUUGUUUUUAAACUUCAGUUUUCCAAUUAGUUCUUUUUGGAGACAUCUAGGUAUUUUGGAAAACUUAUCUUGAACGGCAACCCCCCUUUAAUCAAAAUCUCCUGCAUAUGGCAGGUGUUAUUUAUUUAUAAGAACUGUAUGUGCAGCUUGGAAAACACACCAUUUGUUUCCUUAAUAAGAAAGCAUUUUGUGUGUUUAAAUCCCUACUGCAGUUCUGUGUAGAACUGGGUAAUUUAUGAAGUGAUGUAUUUGGACUCAGCUCCUCAGUCCUUGUAGCCAAGCAAAACAUCUUGUAAAAUCAACAGAAGCUGAAGUGCCAGAGGUAUCCUGCUUUAUGUCAUUGAAACAGUCAUUAUAACCAGCAUUGUGUGGCUCUGAUACUCUGAGGCAAUACUUGCAUCUAAGAGCAAAGACAGCUGCACUAUCCUUUGCAACUGGAAUACUAGAUUUUUUUUCUACAUAUGCCAGUCCAAAAGGGUAUGUGUGUUAUAAAUUGCAUACAAAUCACAGUUAUGUACUGGUACAUUAUUUUUUUUAAAAACUCACAUACAAUCUUUUUUA